AUGGCCCCACGCCUGAACGUCCCACUGACGCCAGCGCAGACUCCCCAGAAGCCCAAGCCAGCAAAGCCAACGAGCGCCACAACGGACGCAGACACAAAGGACGCAAAGUCUACCGAUGCUCAGAUCGUUGACAUCUACACGCCGGUGGCCGAAAAGAUGGGCUUACCUCAGGUGGAUUGCUCCGCCGAUUGGGAGUUACCAACGUUGUCGCCGGAAGACCUAGUCGGGCCCUCCACAGGGAUCACAUCCCAGGUUCCCUCAAAGACACAUUGCAAGAAACGGGAUCUGACUCAGGAGCAGGCCGCUCGAGAGCUAAAGGGAAACUCUGAGCUCUCGCGCUACGUUCAUGCAUUCUAUGGCUAUACAGCGAAAUACAUGGAGGCCAUCAAAUCUCGCGCUGACGAGAAUUGGCGCGGCGCGGCGUUGAUUGACUGCGCUGCUAUCGCAGACAUCGAUGAGUUCAUUGCGUCGAAUGACUGCAACUUUGGCGCUGCGAAUUUCCGAGAGAGCCUUUUCCAGAGGACGACCUCGAUGUGGAAAUCGAGGAAGAACCGGAUUAUGAAGAGGAGGACCUUACGUACAAUGAGGCGGAAUUUUGUUGAUCGCCUUGAUUUCCCGCGUUUUCUGAAUGUCUUGCUGGUUUUAUGGGAUGAGUGCAGGGAAUGGAGGUCCACGGAAUCGUCAGAUGGAAUGGCUAGCUGUGCACACGGAAUGGCGUUAUCAUGA
Penicillium cataractarum is the source of this 726-nucleotide messenger RNA. RefSeq lists its product as uncharacterized. Bases 1 to 726 code for a protein of 241 amino acids. The record is from RefSeq and is a predicted model, not a curated record. Lineage: Eukaryota; Fungi; Ascomycota; Eurotiomycetes; Eurotiales; Aspergillaceae. The transcript is spliced from 3 exons.